This is a messenger RNA of Gasterosteus aculeatus aculeatus (three-spined stickleback), 1616 nucleotides long. RefSeq names its product cell division cycle associated 3 (gene cdca3). The record is from RefSeq and is a predicted model, not a curated record. Lineage: Eukaryota; Metazoa; Chordata; Actinopteri; Perciformes; Gasterosteidae.
UCAAAAAUAACAGCCACCAUUUAAAUCUUAAAUACUCCUGCGUUUUCCCUGUUUACAGAGUACGUGAAAAGGUCCUGCGACACGCCUGAUCCACUAUCUUCGUCUCGUGUAAGUUUCCCGUGAACCAGAUAAAACGAUGGGUUCCAGUGAGAGUAAACUGGCGUCACCAACGAAACCAGAACCAGCAAUCAAAAACCGACGGGUCACCGAUCUGAUCGAUCCGCGCUCUCCUUCCACAGUAAUUGACCGUACUCCCAUUCAGAUCGAUGGGCGUGUUGCAAAAACCGAGUGUCCCCUGACAUUCGCUGAUCCGCGCUCACCUACCGUUGGCGUCAGCCGCACCCCUGUCAGGGAGGUCAUGCGAGCGACAGUUGGGUCCUUUGCUCGCCGCCUGGGCAUGUUCUUGCACAAUGAGAGCGAAGGAAAACUCCCCAAAGCCCCCCAGAAAAGCUUCAGUGACGCCGUGGAGGAGGUGGUCCUGGAGGAGGACGAGGAGCUGGCUUCCGCCGAGCCCCUCCUCACCCUGCAGGCCUCCGCAACUGAGCAUGCUAACCCCCCGGCCACCCCUGUCCAGCCCCCUGUCAAAAAUGCGGGUGACUCGAGCCCCGUUGUGCUUUCCGAGAACCCCCAAUUGGACGUGGAAAUAGAAACCGAGGUGGACGUCAGCCUGGAGGAGGCUGAGGAAGCGAGAGAGUCUCCUCUCCACAAGCGGCUGAGCAUGAGUCUGAUCACCUGCCGCGAGGGGGAAACCUCGUCGCAGACCUUGGCCGAGGUGCACCAUGACGCCACCUCAUCCCCCGUGCCUGGUGCGGAAGCGGAGCGAGUCGGGGAUGGUGCGGAUCACUCCCUUGCCCUUACUUCGCUCGCCGUCGAGCCGGAGACCCCCGACAAGCCGUCCCUUCCUGCGGAGUCGGAUGGUUCCCCGGCUCAGGAGUCCCCCGCACGGUCUGAGGAAGCGGCGCCGGAGGGCGAAGAAACCGAAGAGCUUCCCGAGGAAUCCGCUUCACCUCCUGCACCAGAGCCGGCGAGUGUCCCCAGCCCCGAGAAGCCGAAGCCGCAGCCCAGCACCGGCAUCCGCUGUCCCACCUUUGACCCCAAGAGCCCCAGUCAGGUGGUGUUCAAGCCGCAGUGGUUGGGGAAAGGUUUUGGCGCCAGCGGGCUAAGAGCUAGAGGAGUGCAGAGGGGAAAAGGUGGCUCCUCUCCUCUUGCUGUCCGCAUGGCCGUGAAGAAAGUUGCCAACGAGAACAAGCGGCGGUCUGGAAAACUGAAUCAGAAAGGUACGGAAGGUCGCUCCCCACUACAGAUGCUUAAGGGAACCAACUCACCCCGGGAACAACGUCCUCAGACAAAGCUGAAGGUGUCCAACCCAGAUAAGCAGAGACUGGGACAGAUUGACCGCAGGGUGCUCGCUGUGUCUUUGGAUAAGGAGAACCGAUGAUUCACUGCAACGUGAACUGAAUCUUGCCUUGUUUUUAUAUCGUUUAAAACACUUUUAUGUGUACAGCUUUCUUUGGUUUUUGUCCCGUGUAUAUAUGUUUUUAUUCUGCCUUUUUUUCUAUCCUGUUUUUACCUUGUAAAUAUAAAUAAAAUUAUUUGCAUUGAUACUACUACUUUAA